This is a messenger RNA of Prorocentrum cordatum, 1361 nucleotides long. The record is from the annotation of a GenBank genome assembly. NCBI's taxonomy places the organism in Eukaryota, Dinophyceae, Prorocentrales, Prorocentraceae.
AUGCCCUUGCCGCGCCAGGCGCUGUCGGCCACGAUCGAGACCGACUUCCACCGGACAACUGUUGCCUCGUGGGAAAAGCUCUUGGCCGCGCCCCUAUUGGCCAGGUCUAGGUCGCGGUAUUUAUGGCACUACGAGUACGACGCGUACGUGCGCACGCAGCGGAGAACGGUGUGCGAUGAAAAGGUGUCCUCAUUCGCCAUUUACACCUUGAGAGCCGACGCUGCCAAUUCAGCAGUUGCUUCCCAUCAUCACAAGGCGCGCGUAGCGGAGGUGUCGGCCUUUUUCUACCAUGCGCCGCCCAUCGACGAGAAGGACGUCGGCUUGCCUGGAUUGCCGGCCUCUAACGUCAACCGCAUGUGCUCAGAUACUCAAAAGGUUCCACUGGAGUGCAGAGGGCCUGAGGUGCGUGCCAUGUUUCUGAAGCAGAUUGAGAAUGUCGGCGCGCGCACGUGGAUCCACGAAGAGCCCGAGAUCGUUGUCACGUGCUCCCACUUGGAGAUCUGGAUAUUCCCCACAGAUGCCGGUGGAGACCAACAGGGGGCUGAAGGAAUUAUCCAGAGGGAGUUCGACUCGUGCCCCUUUCGGUGGAAGCUGCGCAGUUGGUGCUUGCACCAUCAGCUGCACCUCGUGGCUGCGAAGAACGCUGAAGCUUUCUUCAAGACAGCGGGGAUGCGCGAACUGGCCGCCGUUCUGAAAGAAGUGUUCGUGGAGGGCGACGCCCCUCGCGUCGACGCCGAUGCCCUCGAGGAGGGCUACGGCGCGGAGGAGGCCCACGAUGUUAAGCUCGGCCGUUGGAUGCGCCAAACACUCCGGUCGGUGAGUGACAUCAGAUUUUGGCAGGUGCUGUACAUCAAGAGUGAGUCUCGCGCUCCGAUCACGGGGAUGCAUUUUUGGCCGCAGAAGUACACCACGGACAUCAACUGCGUUCUAGAAUUGGUGGUGCGGAAUAUUGCGGCGGACGAGGGGAAUAUAUUGGCAGAAGUAGUCUCCCAUGUGCUCGACGCAGCUGGCGGCUUCCAGCGGAGAUUCGUGGUCUGGAAAGACACGUUCCCGCGCCGCUUGGUACUUUUUAUUGCUGCGCGCCACGACGAGGACAGCGGCAUUCGAAGGGGCACCGCCGCGGCGAUGUUGGCAUUGACAGAGGAAGAGGCCCGCGCGGACGACCUGACUCACAAGUUCCGAACAUUGUUUGAGGCCGACAUUCAGGCGGCCAGAGAUAAUGGCACGUGCUCCGAGUUAAUGUGGGGAAUCGUCCGGGGCAUAUGCACGAUGCGGCGCAUUGACACUCGGGAGAUUGAAGGGCUCAACAACACGUUGAAGACCAUCGGCCGCAUCGCGCCGCGGAUUGGCUGGGAGCUCAU